CGCUGAUCAUCAAGUUUGUUAGGUGACUUCAUACAGUUCGGACAAGCAGCAGCAUGAAGGUCUUCGUUGUACUGAGCAUUAUCCUGGCCGUGGCCGUGGCAGCACCACAGUUUGGCGGCGGCAAUGCUAAUGCCAAUGCUGGAGCCAAUGCUCAGUCUCAGGGCGGAUUUGGUGGAGAAGGUGGCUUAGGCGGACCAGGCGGCUUCGGAGGCAAGCCUGGUCAUCAUGGUCAUCAUGGUCAUCAUGGUAACCGCGGUGAAGGUGGCUUCGGUGGUCCCGGUGGUCCCGGCGGUUUCGGUGGUCAAGGCGGUUUUGGCGGACCCGGCGGCUUCGGAGGCGGUAACGCCAACGCCAAUGCGGAAUCCACUGCCAAUGCCAAUGGCGGCGGUUUCGGUGGACCCGGUGGCUUCGGUGGUGCUAAUGCCAACGCUGAUUCCAGUGCCACUGCCAAUGGCGGUGGUUUCGGCGGCGCCAACGCGAAAGCAUCUUCCAGCGCCAGUGCCUCAUCCAAUGGCGGUGGUCUCGCCAGUGCCACAUCCAGCGCAUCUGCCAAUGCUGGAAUAUAGGAGAAUCGAUAUCCGAAAAACUAUACCGAACUGAAAAGAAUUGUUAAAGUGAA
Drosophila virilis is the source of this 619-nucleotide messenger RNA. RefSeq lists its product as uncharacterized. The record is from RefSeq and is a predicted model, not a curated record. Lineage: Eukaryota; Metazoa; Arthropoda; Insecta; Diptera; Drosophilidae.